UGUGUGUGAGAGUGUUUGCUGAGACGUGUAUUAUGGUUCCUCUUUUUCAUCUCUAUAAACAGGCAGAGUCUGGAUGGCUUCACACGUCUUCAUUAGUCAGGCGGCGAAGAAGUUCCUCUCUAGCCAGUUACAACACUGUACCCGCAUCAGAAUGCUGUUUUUCAGACCAGGAUGAUAACUUUUUUGGGAUUUGUGGUGCUGAUGGCUGCAUUUUCUCAUGGUGUGGACUCCAUCUGUGAUGUUACUCAGGAUGCUGUAUGUAACGGCACCCUAGGACUACCUGUGUACCUACAGCUGAUUAGGGACGCCACAGGACACGAACUGAAGUUAUUCAGUGGAGAUAAGAAUGUUUUUACAUCCAAAUCCUCCAAGACAGUGUUCUUUAACGAGUUCAACAACCCAUCAUACCUCCAGAGGUGGCAGUUUGUUCGUGAUAACGGGACCUUGAUUAUUAACCCUGCAGAGAAGAGAGACGCAGGAACAUACAGAGUGGAGAUCUAUGAGGAGUCAACAGGGAGGAGUGUGGGAGAUCACACAGUUCAGCUGAUCCUUCAAGGUACCUCCACUGUGUCUGUCAAACCAACUAACCAGACUAACACGACUCUUCCCUCUACCCACCCAGGUCCCUCAGUGACGGUAAUAGUUAUUUGUGUGUUAUUAUCCCUGACUGUGUGUCUGUGUGUCGCUGUGGGGACGUUCUACAUCAGAAUGAAAAAGAGGAAUACACACACUCCAGUGAGUGAAAAGAAAGAGCCUGACGAUUUGGUGUACGCCCAGGUGACCACUGGUAGCAACGGCAGAAGACAAAUAUCAGACAUUCAAGGUACAAGAGUGGAAACAGAGGAUGUGGUGUAUUCUGGCGUUGCCAUGGCAAAUAGGAGCAGCAGGCAUAACAGCAGGAAGCCACCAGCAGCUGAGGCGUAUGAGUUGGAGUAUGCUGAGGUGUCUGCCUUCAGUAAGCGACGGGGCCCAACUGAGAGUCACAGGCCAGAGGAGUCGGUUGAGUACGGGGAAGUGAGAGUCCACACACCACACUGACCCACAGCAGGCAGACAGUGUGUAUGCUCAAAUGCACCUCGGACAGUGACCUGUGUGUGUGUGUGUGUGUGUGUGUGUGUGUGUGUGUCUGUGUCUGUGUCUGUGUCUGUGCACCUGUGGAGGCAUGUAGCAGAGUGUGUGUCUGUUCCUCACAGCAGGUUAAUGUGGAGGUUAAUGACCACAGCAGACACAACUAACCAAGGGUACUAUAAUGGUGGAAUUAUGUGGUUAAUUAAGGUUACUAUCAUGAUGAAAUUAUGUAGUUAACCAGGGUUACCAUUGUUAGGAAAAAAUACACUGCGUGUUGUUUCGGAGAGGAACCACCAUAUGAAGCAAUUUGUUGUAACAAGGUUGAGUUUUACUGGUAGGUAACGACACAAUACAACUUGCCCAACAGACAGUCAAGUACAGUCAAGCAAGCCGGAGAAUGUGAAUUCUAGAGUCUAAACAGAGGAUGCUCCCACUUUUAAGGCCUAAUUCUGUGAUGUCGCUUCUGGCCCCCUGCACCUCCCACAUACACUGUCUUCCACUCGGCACUUUGUUAUAACACAUGAUUAACUUCUGCUUUUAAUCUGCUGACAUGUAUGUCUGGACAUUUUUGUCUGUGCCCCAGCCUUGACCACCUAAGAUUUAUAUGCUUCUCUCCUCUUCCGGGCCUUUGUUUUAACUUGCUUUCUCCUGUCUGACUCUUUACAUUUCCCCUGCAGAUGUUACUUGCUGUUUUUCUGACUUGUUGGCAGACUGCCCUUUUAUUGUGAUUAUACUUCAUUGAUACAUUUGGUUAAAUGUGAUAUGAUUAGAUAAAUUUGAUAAUUCAAAUGUAUCUUACAUUUCCCUCCUUUGACCUCAUUUAUGAGGUCAACAAUUUCUCCAAGCAUAAGCCACUAAGAAGCCAGGUUACAUGUUCAGGAUGGGUUUUCGUUUUACUUUACACAAUUCUAUCAAUCACCCUCCUUUAGCAUUCUAGCACAGCAUAAGCAAUAUUACACCUCCAGGCUCUACUCUGUCACCGGGAUGCCUGCCCCCCUCUCAGGUCAUCCGCCCCCCAUGGCUUGGUGAGACUGCCAGUGCUUUUCUCUUAGAGGUCACCCUCAGAGCGAAACCUUUCAGUGCCUAAACAGUGUCUAAACUAAUAAAAGUAAGCUAUAAUAGUAAGUACUUCAAACGGUUAGUCUUAUACUAAAAUUAACUAUUAGGUUACAUUUUUUAUACUAUAAUCAACUUUUUGUAAAACUAAAAAAUACAAAAUGCAAUAGUACACCAUUUUAUACUAAAAUCCUGGCACAAUAGCAUUAUGAGCAUGCACAUUUCAGCAAAAAAUCAUCAUUCAUUUUUUUUUUUUUCUUCUUCACCCCCCUACUCUCACAACUGACUUUCCUGCUGUCUACUCUCUCUUUCUGCCUCUUGGGGUUCUCUCCAGUAUUCAUCUUCCAAGUAGUCGAACCAAUCUGCUUGAGCGUCCAAACACUGGUCGCAAAUCAC
Molecule: messenger RNA, 2520 nt
Organism: Clupea harengus (Atlantic herring)
Lineage: Eukaryota; Metazoa; Chordata; Actinopteri; Clupeiformes; Clupeidae
Exons: 7
Coding region: 172-1038 (288 amino acids)
Source: RefSeq, a predicted model, not a curated record